Molecule: messenger RNA, 737 nt
Organism: Magallana angulata
Lineage: Eukaryota; Metazoa; Mollusca; Bivalvia; Ostreida; Ostreidae
Product: C-type lectin mannose-binding isoform-like
Exons: 5
Coding region: 40-693 (217 amino acids)
Molecular function (GO): signaling receptor activity
Source: RefSeq, a predicted model, not a curated record
ACUAUCAUUUCACAAUUGAAGUUCAAUCAAGAAGGUAACAUGUUCCCAAUUUGGAUCACUCUGACGCUCUAUUUCAGCAUUGGCUUUGCAGCAAAUCGUGACGUAAGGUCAAGGGUUAAUUGUUCGACAAUGCUCAACAAGCAGCUGUCCCAUCUUCAUUCAAAUAUGUGGAAAAUCUCCAAGUCAAACGAGGUUUAUCUAAAGGAGAGCGUUUUCCUAACCACUUUUGAAACAAGAUGUUUCAAAGAGAGAUGCUUCACACGGACUUCUUUGGCAAAACAUGUUCCAGUACCUAAAUCUUGUCCAGAUGGAUGGAAGUCGAGAAAGGGAAGUUGUUAUCAAGUGUUCACUGAUAAAGUGAACUGGUUUCAGGCCCAGAUGAAUUGCCGAAGAUAUGAUAGCACCCUUGCUCAAAUUGAGGAUGAACUUGAAAACCAAUGGUUAAAUAAACAAUAUCCUGAUGUCAAAACAGCAACAUGGAUCGAUGCUGUUGAUUUAGGAAAAAAUGGUGUGCGGAUGUGGUUUUCAUCCGGUAAAUCUGUUACCCAUUUCCCUUGGGACAAUGGCCAACCAAGCAAAUAUAAAUCAUCGGAGAACUGUGCACUCACAUUCCAUCUAGGCAGAGCAAAAUGGCAUGAUGCAUUUUGUACAUCUAGCUAUAACUUUAUGUGCGAGAAAAAGAUUAAUUUGUGAAAUUUUUAUUCUUUAUUUCAUGUUAAUAAAUUUACACAGAUGGA